GGCGCACUCCGGCCGAGCCAUGCCCGCGGCGCGCGUGGAGUACAUCGCGCCCUGGUGGGUCGUGUGGCUGCACAGCGUCCCGCACCUGGGUCUGCGCCUGCAGCCGGUGGACAGCACCUUCAGGCCCCGCGAUGAGAGUUACCAGGAGACUGGAAGGGUCCCGGCGUCUCCCCUCCUCUGCUGAUCACCACCAGACAGCUCAGACUGGAGCCCUGGGGAUUCUGGGCUGGGAACACCUCGGGGACACAUGGCGGCAGAAGCCUGACAGAGUGCCAGGUCCAGCCCUGGCUGGUGGCCAUCAGUCCUGGUGCCAUCUGUCGCUGCUGUUCCUGGGGCUGGUGGCCGCCGUCUGCCUGGGCCUGAACCUCAUCUUCCUCGCGGCGUACCUGGUCUGCGCGUGCUGCUGCAGGCAGAACGAUGCGGUGCAGACCAAGAGGCGCAAUUCCUGCUGUGUCACCUGGACGGCCGUGGUGGCCGGGCUCAUCUGCUGUGCUGCGGUAGGCGUUGGUUUCUACGGAAACAGCGAGACCAAUGAUGGGGUGUACCAGCUGAUCUACUCCUUGGACAACGCCAAUAGCACCUUCUCUGGGAUCGAUGAGCUGGUGUCCGGAACCACCCAGAGGAUGAAGGUGGACCUGGAGCAGCACCUGGCCCGGCUCAGUGAGAUCUUUGCCGCCCGGGGUGAUUACCUCCAGACGCUAAAGUUCAUACAGCAGAUGGCGGGCAGUAUCCUUGUCCAGAUGGCAGGGGUGCCCGCGUGGAGGGAGGUCACCAUGCAGCUGACCGAACUGGCUGACCAGACUGGCUACGUGGAGUACUACAGGUGGCUCUCCUACCUCCUGCUCUUCGUCCUGGACCUAGUCAUCUGCCUCCUCACCUGCCUGGGACUGGCCAAGCGCUCCAGGUGCCUCCUGGCCUCGAUGCUGUGCUGCGGGAUGCUGGCCCUGCUCCUCAGCUGGACGUCCCUGGCCGCCGACGCGGCUGCAGCAGUGGGCACCAGUGACUUCUGCGUGGCUCCCGACACCUUUAUCCUGAAUAUCACGGAGGGCCAAGUCCCCGCAGAGGUGACCCGUUACUACCUGUACUGCAGUCAGAGCGGAAGCAGCCCCUUCCAGCAGGCACUGACGGUCUUCCAGCGCUCGCUGACCAGCAUGCAGAUCCAGGUCGCAGGCCUGCUGCAGUUUGCGGUGCCCCUCUUCCCCACGGCAGAGAAAGAUCUGCUUGGAAUCCAGCUCCUGUUGAACUCAUCAGAGUCCAGCCUCCACCAGCUGACUGCCAUGUUGGAUUGCCGGGGGCUGCACAAGGACUACCUGGACGCCCUCGCUGGCAUCUGCUAUGAUGGCCUCGAGGGCCUGCUCUACCUCGGCCUCUUCUCCCUCCUGGCUGCCCUGGCUUUCUCCACCAUGAUCUGCAUAGCACCGAGGGCCUGGAAGCACUUUGCCACCAGGGACAGAGACUACGACGACAUUGACGACGACGACCCCUUCAACCCCCAGGCCCGGCGCAUCGCCGCCCACAACCCCUCUCGGGGGCAGCUGCGCAGCUUCUGCAGCUACAGCAGCGGCCUGGGCAGCCAGACCAGCCUGCAGCCCCCGGCCCAGACCAUCUCCAACGCCCCCGUCUCGGAGUACAUGAACCAAGCCGUGCUCUUUGGUGGGAAUCCACGCUAUGAGAACGUGCCGCUUAUCGGAAGAGGCUCCCCUCCGCCCACGUACUCUCCCAGCAUGAGGGCCACCUACCUGUCGGUGGCAGAUGGACAGCUGAGACACUAUGGGAGCGAGUUUCCAGCCUAACACUUCCAGGAGUUCCUGCCUCCUUGAUCCGUUCUGGUUUUUAACUCAUGCACAUGUUAAAAAGCUGCGUUUCUUUAAUAGAAACCAAAGCCACCUGGAGGCUGCGCGCCUGCAGGAUUGCAAGGCUUCUGCUGGCGCACAGGAGCAGCUGAGAUUCAGGGAGAAUCAGCCCGGGGUUGGCUGAUUCCCAGGCAUUCAGAAGACCCAUGACUUGGACUUUGGACUUGGACUUGGCCUCCUGUUCACACCAGAAAUGCCCCCCGCCCCGCCCCCGGUGCUUGGCCCUCCCUGAGCUGGGAGCCUGGUUCAGUUCACCCGUAUGUCCCAUGUGGGGAGUGGCAGUGAGGAGGGACCAGAUCAGGCUCGAGGAUCCCAUUGCCAAGACUGUGCCUCCUGCUGGCACAGCCAGAAGCUCAGGUGACCACUCUGAAUCCCCGCUCUCCUCCUGGCUACACGGAUGGAUGGCAUUUCCCUGCAGGUAAAGGCUUAUCAGGAGAUGCUUUUAAAGAGGGUGACUUUCCUGAUGAGACCAGACUCUGUCCAAAGCAGUCUCCUGGGCCACCCAGGGAAGGCCCUGGAGGGCUCUGCACAGGAGACUGGUGGCUCUGAGCUGGGGGACCACAGUCUCGUGCCCGGUGGACUUCCAAGUAGUGGGCCCAUCUUUCUGUAGCCUUCUGUGGCCUCACUUCCACUCCAGAAGCGCUGCUAGGAGUUGGCUCACCGUGGUAGGGACGGUCUCAGGUAUUCACAGACACUUUGAAAGCGAUGUUAACUCUUUUUUUUUGUUGUUGUUGCCAGUGUUUUAAAGAUUUUAAUUAUCCAAAGAAUUGAAACUCACAGCACAUCCGGUUUUUACAACAGAUGUGGGUUCUUCUGUUCCACCCCAUUUGUCUCCCAUUACUUUGCGGAUUUUGCUGACAGUGGCCAGUUCUUUACCGAUCGAAGGGGGAUUUUUAAACAAAAUAAAGAUCAGCGAGACAUCCUGUCCCAAGCAGCUGAUUGAUGGGGAUGAUGUGGGUUCAUCCCACUCGGUGGGAGGCAUUUUAAGAGAAUAAAAUCUUUAAGAGGGAAAACUGAGCGUGAACAGAGUCUGAUCCAGGAAUCUGUAUGCAGAGGUCAGCUCUCUCUCCCUUUUGUCUUCAGGCAAGUUUGUCACAGAAGGUUUUAGCAAAAAGGGGCGACUGUGACCUGAUGUAUCCUCCCUGCCUCUCCCACCAUCCUAUCCCCCCCCCAUUGUCCCCAGCCCCUGAGCUGCACCUGCUGGGUGAGAAGGAGCUUGUGGACCAGGAGAAAAUAAUGACCCACCAUCCUUUCUGCUGAGGAUCCAGGGUUUGGGUCUUUGGUGCUUUUCCAACCUCCUGCCAACAAAGAGCGCAUGAGCUGGGAGCCCCCACGGCCUGGCACGCCAAAGCAGGGAUGCGGGGGAACCUGGCCUUGGACAGGAGCUCCAUUUCUAGUUUGGAGGAGCUGCCUUCCCAUCAAAACACUGACAGCCAAGUGGUCCUCAGCCCCCAGCCAAGCCUCCAGGACAGCGGGGCCAGGGGGCCACCAGGACUGUCCCCCAUUCACCUGUACAUACACGUACCGUGAACCCACCUUCAUGAGGCCGUUGUCUCGUGCAGAUGACAUCGAGGUGUGGCUUCUUAACCUUCGCUGUUGACGACUAGAGUUGUUUUUAAUGCAUGUACACUAAACUAGACUCCCUUGGGUGGUCCCUGAAGGAGGGGCGUGGGCACACCUCCGCCUGAUACAGGUGUGCGCUCACCUGGGGGAGAAAUAAACCACUUGUACUAAAAUG
Molecule: messenger RNA, 3591 nt
Organism: Phacochoerus africanus (Common warthog)
Lineage: Eukaryota; Metazoa; Chordata; Mammalia; Artiodactyla; Suidae
Gene: TTYH2
Product: tweety family member 2
Exons: 15
Coding region: 132-1793 (553 amino acids)
Cellular component (GO): plasma membrane
Molecular function (GO): volume-sensitive chloride channel activity; intracellularly calcium-gated chloride channel activity
Source: RefSeq, a predicted model, not a curated record